Postia placenta MAD-698-R-SB12 is the source of this 6003-nucleotide messenger RNA. RefSeq lists its product as hypothetical. Gene Ontology annotation, cellular component: cytosol; nucleus. Bases 1 to 6003 code for a protein of 2000 amino acids. The transcript has 44 exons. Gene Ontology annotation, biological process: proteasomal ubiquitin-independent protein catabolic process. Lineage: Eukaryota; Fungi; Basidiomycota; Agaricomycetes; Polyporales; Adustoporiaceae. The record is from RefSeq and is a predicted model, not a curated record. Gene Ontology annotation, molecular function: peptidase activator activity; proteasome binding.
AUGGACAUACCUGACGUCUCCACUCUGGUUCUUAAUGAGCCCGGUUCGAGUGCUCGCCCCGCUCCGAGCAUCUCGGAUGACAUCCUGGGAGGCGAAGGCCGCUACAUGGAGAAGUUGCGCAACUAUGCAGAAUCCUUGCCCUACUCGAUUGAGCCGUACUCCAAGAUGCUCGAGCUACUUGACUUGAUCAUCUUGCGCAUUGCACAAUGUGUGGAAGCCAAGGACUACGACCCGGGACUGCUACAAUGGGAUAGCAUGUUGACCUAUUGGUCCAUGCUAAAGUAUCCCAUCCCGAAAGAGAAGAGAAUCGCACUUGCGAAGCUUUACUUCCAUGUGUGCACUACUCCCGGUCUGCCGUACAACGUGAUCGCAGCCGGAUGCGACGCGCUUCACAUGUUGAUGAGGUCCAAGAAGAAGUUGUCCAUUGACGACGUGCGGCUGCCUUGGAAGCCCAUAUUCAAUAUUCUCAGCAAGGACUUGUUCCUGACGAGACGACAGUUCGAGAUCAGCCAAACGUCAUGGUACAUGGGGUAUAUUGCUGAGAAUGUCCGGAGGUUCUUCCAUCCCUCCGCCAUUGACGAGAUGCUCGCCACCUUCCUGCCCAUGAUGAGGGCCACCAGCUUGAGCACCAUGUUGGCUUCUCAGUAUUAUAUGCUUACCUUUCUACCCAUGUCUCACCCUCAGUCAUACUUGCCCAUGUUGUUUCGUCUUUGGGAGUCGAUCAACUCUUACAUGUUUGAUGAGCGGAUGUUGCAUUUCUUCUCGAAACUCACCGAGAUGCACGUUGAUUCAACGGUCAGUGACCCUGGCCGAAUUGAGUCAAUUCCGGACGAUGCAAGAUCUGAGGAUGAAGGGAGACCACAGUGGGAGAAGAAGGACCUUGAGAGCAAGUGGAAAUGGUCGGGGAUAUACUCGGACGUCGGUAUCUUCACUGAGCACAAUUGGAAUUUUAUCAUGUCCAAGUGCUUAGUGUCAAUGGAAAUCCCGCUGGCUGACACGGGAUCCCUUACCACUGGACCCAGUGCUGACAACCAAGCUGGUUUCGAAAUCAACAGAUUGCCGAAGCCUAAUUGGAGGAUUCCCUCGCUUGCCCGAAUCAUCGUAUAUUCUAUGGCACCCGACGGGGUGCCCAGCCCUAACUCGGCUGCCCCAACGCCCACAUUUACGCCUUUUGCUUCAAGGUCGGCGACACCGCUUCCUCAGGUGAAUGGCGGUUUGGGGGACUACCUCUCUGCGUCUCUCGCUCGAGGUAUCCACUCCAAGGCGAAGAUGUAUCUUGCUGGCUGUAAAGCCCUUGACUCCUUGGUGAAGAUGAUUGCUUCUACAGAAGGCUUUUUCCAUCCCACAAAUUCAGGCAGUUGGACAGCUGAUCUAAGCGCGUUCAUCAAACACGUUGUGUACGAGUUCAACAAACGCUGGUAUGAGGAACAAGAUAUAGAAUGCAAGACACCUCUACAUCGCCGGUUGACGAAGGACAUGAAGCGUGAACUGGUGAAGAGUUUGAGAACAGUCACCCUUCUAGCGAUGUUUUCUCCCGACAGCACUACGGUCAGCAAUAUACAAAGUUGUCUGAAGUCCAUGAGCGUCAUGGAGCCGGAUCUUAUUCUGCCGCCGAUUUUGGAACGGGCGGGACCAGCACUCGAAGCCGUAGUAGAGACGCAAAGGACGAUCGCGAUAAUAAAGGCCCUUGGAGCCGUCGCCCCCGCGCUGGUAUGCAGGCAUGUUUACUACGGCGGCGCGAAGCACUUGCUACCGAUCAUGGAACUGCUUCUACCCGGCAUUGAUCUUAAUGACCCUCCAAAGACUUUCUGCACCACCGCAUUCAUCGUGGAGAUAGCGCAAUACAUCAAAUUUGCAGAAAUGAGUCGCGAAGAUAACAACGUUAUGCCUAUCGACGUUGAUAUGGGUCGGGCAGCUGCAGACGUCCCAGCUCUGGAAAUCACCAGUCUUCCUUCCACGUUUGACUUCAGCGAGGAUGUUCCCAGGACCAAAGAAGAAGAGGAUGCAAUCCUGAAGAAUGUCUCCGAGGGCUUUGCGGAUUGGGUGGCCGCAUUCCUACGCCGCGUCAUCCUACUCUUCGAAAACCUGCCUGAGGAGGGCGCAAAUGGCUCUGCUGGUGGCACCACGGAAGUCCAAUUGGUUGAUUCGGUAUGCGGCGCAUUCAGUCAGAUUUGCGUUCACCUGUCAGAGCCACUUUACGAUAUGGUUUUGAACAUGGUCUUCGACUAUGCAAGCGGCAAUGUCCGAACUAACGCAGUUCGCGCUAUUCACUCGCUUGUCGAGUGCGUCGCCAACGCAAAUCAGGCGAAGACGCUCGCGAAGUUUGUCCCGUAUUGUGAUCGCAACAUUCGGGCAGAACUCGAGCACGGAGCCAGCUCUCUCCGGACUACUUCAUCAAGCUCUGUUCCCUUACCGUCGGAUGCCACCCUUCAUUGGAAUUUGGCCAUCCUACGAGCGAUGGCUCUUCCGUAUCGGGAGCAGUUGAUCGCACUGUUUAAGUUACUUCAUCAGAAGACCUUCUCGAAGCGCGGCUUUUCCUCCAGCGGAAAGCUUGUGUGCAGUACAUUGCUCACCCUUACCCAUACGUACCCGCUGGAAAACAAGUUCGUGAAUCCUGACGAGUGGUCGAGUGAAGACUUCAAAAGGAAUCACUACAAGUAUUGGGGGAAGUUGUAUAAGCCCGAAGAUGUCAAGCUUUUGUGGCAUGUGCCUUCGACCGAAGAGAUCGAUUUCACGCUGCAGAUUUUCCGCGAAGUUGUCGAGCCUGUUCUGGAAACUCUGGAGGGACUGAUAGGAUCUGGUAAACAUCUCAGUUUUGUCCGUAAUGCUUUUUCGGGUAUACCUACGCUGGUCAAGGAAGUGAUACCACAAGAGGAAAUGCAAAGUGCUGCAGAGACAAGCGACAUAUUGCACGAGAUUCCCGAAAUGAUUGCCCCUGUCGAGCCCCUCAACGCUGGUUUCGCUCUUGAGGAUCCUAGUGAUCCUAGACAUCAGUAUAUGACCACCGUCAAGCGUCGUUUCGGUCAUUUUCUGCAUAGGGCAUCACAAACACUGAGGCAACAAGGGGAAGAGAACACAGUCGACGCUGUCCACAUGCUUAUCCGGUCAAUAAGGACGUAUAUGCUGGAGUACGGGGAUAGCAGAGACAACUAUUACCUGCAUCACGAGCGCUACACAAAUGAGAUGAAUGUCGCCCGUCAUUAUGCAAAUCAGAAAGUCUGGCCCCGGGCUCUCUAUGUGCGACGAGCAAGAUACUACCAUUCUGCGCGUUUGCGAUGGAAUUCCAUUGAGCGUCGGAGGAGCAGCUUGGAAGAUCAUCUAAUUGACGACCUCGUUGAGUGGGCUAUGUGGAACUAUGUGACUGGUAUGACAAGCCAGACAUUGUUGGAUAAUCUAUGCAGCAGCUUUGACGGAGUAAGACGACGCUGCUUGCCGAAGUUGUACAAAGCGCUGGAGCCCGGUACAGAGGAUGACCGCAUGAAGGGUGCUUUAUGGACGCUCAAUUCCAACGUGUUCGACCCCACAUUGGCGACGGAGUUGAUCCAGAGGCUAUUCGACUGUCAGCAUAACGAAAGGCCAUCUAUUCAAGAAUACGUCUCCGCUCUUGCAGAAACCUGUCUGAAUAGCUUUGGCGAGCCAUGCUAUACGAUGUACCAGAUUGACAUUCCAAGGGUUUCUCGUGCCGUGGAAGAUCUGAAAAGACUUCUGCAAGCAGGUCAUGAGAGCGAGCUCACAGUGCAGCGGUGUACAGUGCAACGUGUCGAACGGUUGAAGCUCACAGAUGCCGCCAUUGCAGAGACGACCCGUGUACUCCUUGAUAUAGCAAGUUCACCCAAGAUUCAUUGGCGCUACGCCAUCAUCGCCGUCAGAUGCCUAAGGACAUUGAUCAGACGUGAUAGUCCUAUGUUACCUUCGCAAGUUCGUCUUCUCCUCGAGAAAACGCAUGACGCGCAUUCUAGCAUAUAUGCUCAACGCGCCGUCAUGAAAAUUUCCCGAUAUAUUAAAUUGCGCACACUUGCUCAUGGACCUGUCGAUCUCGUGAUGGAACAAAACCACAAUCCCCUUAGGCGAACAGUAGAGAUCAAGGAGCCCAGUCAUUCAUUUACGUCUCAAUGGAUGGCAGAAUUCAAGGUGCCUGUGGAUACUCAAAGAGCACAGCGAGAGCCGUCAGUAAAACGACCAUAUCGCUCGGAUGAUCCUCUCACUCAGUUCAACAGGAUGAUUCGCGACAAAAUCUCAAGCGGUUGGAUUGCUUGGAAGGACACUACCGACUAUUUCUUGCUCCCAGAUACGCACCAUUCUACUUUCCCGUCUUGGGAAGAGGAAUCUCAGCCAGCGGUCAGCGCGAUUCGUACCAUGGUCACAGAUGAGUCAUACUGGAAGAAUUUGUCCACUCACUAUUCUGCGGAAAACCACUCGGAUGAUAUUUCGCAAGACAAUGCGUCCUGCGUAAAAUCAAUAUUCCAAUUAUUGGAAGAUGAGCCAUUUGAAGCUCUCAGAUCGACCUUGGAGACAUUGCUAGCCGACAAAGACAAGAACAAGCAACGUGCAGCUGCAGAUUUCCUUGCAGGCCUUUUCGCUGGAUCCAAGCAUUGGCCGCUAGAAAAGCAAGCAAAACUCUGGGAGUGGUUCAAACCGCAUAUGCACACUGUCUUCGGUCCGAAGAGUAACGACACCCUGCCUAUCUGGACGUCAUUCCUCGAGUACGUUUUCUUCAACAAGGAUCCACGAAGAUUGCAACCAAUGGUGGAUCACAUUGUGGACGACUUCAAGAAUGUUGAUUUCAACGGGGAGUCGACACAUGAGAUUGUGGAAGUCUUGUGUUUCUUCCGCGCUUUCUACGAAGAGCUCGGCUUGAAGUUCGUGCCAUGGGUGGAAGAAACAGUGACGCGGUGUUGGGAAGAAUUGAGUCGAACAGAGCACGACGACGUCUUGGCAUACUUCAGCGAGAUCCUUACAUUCAGCGGGAAGGCACUAUGGCGCCCCAACCCGUCGGUACCAAAGGCAGAGGUGUUCGUGAGAGAAUGUCGUACACUUCCUUCGGAUUACGACAUCAUGGGCAUCCGGAGUAAAUAUCACGAAACGCGUGUGCUCAAGCUUGUCGACGAGUUCCCUCUUUGGCGUGACCGACGUCUCCCGGGUGCACGCGCUUUCCUGUCUACUUAUGACAGGGUUGGCGUACUCGUUUGCAAGUGGCUUUUGGAGAUCGUCCACGACACAAACUCGAUCACCGCCUUCGACUAUAUUCUUCCGCUCAUGGUAAUAAACGAUAACGAUGACCUUGCCCGUCGCGCGCAAGUGCUUCUGGUUCGGAUGUGCGGCGUUACUAUCCCUCGCCCAUUAAUCAAUCCUGUAUUGGAUGCAAUUUUCUCGGCCAUUCAAACAUCACCCUCUUGGCGGGUGCGACUCAAAGUCCUCCCUCUCGUCCAAGUCUUCUACUUCAGACAGUUCCCCGUGAUUAGUGAUGCGAAGAUUAUCGAGUUGGUUGAGGUCGUUUGCAGAUGUCUAGAUGAUGAAGUGGUCGAAGUACGAGAAAUGGCUGCGACCACGCUCUCAGGCAUCCUGCGCCUUUCACCUCGUCGCAGCGUCCUGCAGUUGAGGGAUCGCUUCAUUCGCCUUCUGAAGAACAGCUCCCUUCCCGACCGCAAAUCGCCUGCAUACAACUCCGCCUUGCGCCAACGCCACGCUGCGAUUCUCGGUAUAUGCGCUCUCGUUGACAGCUUCCCGUACACAGUCGAGCGAUGGAUGCCCGAUCUCCUCACCAAUGUGUUAGCAGAGCACACGUAUGACCCGAUCCCCAUCUCGACGACGGUACGGAAGUGCGCCAGCAACUUCAAGAAGACGCAUCAGGAUACCUGGCACGAAGACUGCAAGCGAUUCACAGAGUCGCAGCUCGCAGCGCUGUCGACUCUGCUCACUGGCUCGUCAUACUUCACCAGCCUUUGGAAUGUAUCUACACUAUAUUCACCCCUGCAAUUCCCGUUUACAAGUUACACUGUCUGA